UGUUUUAUAAGCUAACUCGUACCUAAGAGUAGAAGGUUUGUGCGUUUUACAACACUAGCCUCAUGUGACAGCUGAACGGAGAAAAAUAAUGAUAAGCCAAGUCGGACGAGAGCUUUAUAAGGUGCCGCUUCGCAUUUUAGACCAUAGGGUGUUUGUAAACGGCGAAAUUGAGGCUUUCCUAGAGAACUUCGAGGUGCGGCGCAACGAUAGCGAAGUCGAGAAACUUUUCCAGGUCACCGAAACGGUGGGAUCUCUGAAGUACGAUCUUUCCGAGCGCUGCAUUGCUUCUGGGGCCCAGAAUCUCGCCCAAUUGGACACGGAGGUCAACCAACUGCUGGACGGGGUCAACGCACUUCUGGCGAAAGCGAAAGUAGAACGAAAAGCCAGCCCCCAGUUACAGGAGGCGCGACUGGCACGUGAGCAACGCCGGGCGGAGUUCCUAACCAAUUUGGAGCACGGCUAUCGCCGCAUCGAAAACUCAUUCGAGGAGAAGGAGGAGGAAAUUGCAGAGCUUUACUCGGACCUUCAGCUAAAACUGAACAAGUAG
Messenger RNA from Drosophila ficusphila, 547 nucleotides. RefSeq names its product biogenesis of lysosome-related organelles complex 1 subunit 5 (gene Muted). Lineage: Eukaryota; Metazoa; Arthropoda; Insecta; Diptera; Drosophilidae. The transcript is spliced from 3 exons. Gene Ontology annotation, cellular component: transport vesicle; BLOC-1 complex. The record is from RefSeq and is a predicted model, not a curated record. The coding region runs from base 89 to 547 and encodes 152 amino acids.